Molecule: messenger RNA, 5163 nt
Organism: Cucurbita moschata (crookneck pumpkin)
Lineage: Eukaryota; Viridiplantae; Streptophyta; Magnoliopsida; Cucurbitales; Cucurbitaceae
Product: formin-like protein 14
Exons: 19
Coding region: 192-4682 (1496 amino acids)
Source: RefSeq, a predicted model, not a curated record
AAAUAGAAGUGUGAGAGUAGAAAGGGGAGGCGGAGUUGUGGCUGCGGCGGCGUGGGGUCCUCUCUCUUUCUCUCUACUUUCAAAUUCUCAAAAUCUCCCAAUUCUCCCUCGUUCUUCCACCGCUCGCUCGCUCUUCGCGCCCAGCUCUUAGUUCUGUGGUGUAUGCUCAUAUGUGAAUUCAUUUCAUCGAAAUGUCUCUCCUCAGUAGAUUCUUUUACAGAAGGCCCCCGGAUGGGUUGCUGGAAUUUGUUGAACGAGUAUAUAUUUUUGACUCGUGCUUUUCUACUGAAGUAUUGCCUGAUGAUAUGUACCAAAUAUAUCUGCACGAAAUCAUAAACGAAUUACAUGAAGAAUUCCCGGAGUCCUCUUUUCUUGCUUUUAAUUUUCGUGAAGGGGAGAAACGGAGCCAAUUUUCACAAAUGUUGUGCGAGUAUGAUGUCACUGUGAUGGAUUAUCCUCGACAAUAUGAAGGUUGCCCGCUUCUACCGCUGUCGUUAAUACAGCACUUCCUCCAUGUUUGUGAAAGUUGGCUUCUGCUAGGUAACCAACAAAAUGUCAUUCUUCUCCACUGUGAGAGGGGAGGUUGGCCACUGUUAGCAUUCCUUUUGGCUAGCUUUUUGAUAUUUAGAAAACUGCACAGUGGUGAGAGGAAAACUCUUGAAAUUGUUCAUCGAGAAGCUCCCAAAGGGUUUUUGCAGCUCUUGUCACCAUUAAAUCCUUUCCCAUCUCAGCUCCGCUACUUGCAAUAUGUUGCAAGGAGAAAUAUAGUCUCUGAGUGGCCACCACCUGAGCGAGCGCUUUCUUUAGAUUGUGUAAUUCUUCGUGGCAUUCCGGGUUUUGAUUCUCAGAAUGGCUGCAGACCAGUUGUUCGUAUUUUUGGGAGGAAUCUUUUUAGUAAGGGUGGGCUUUCCACGCAGAUGAUUUUCUCUAUGCCCAAGAAGAACAAGGCCCUCCGUCACUACCAUCAGGCAGAGUGCGAUGUGAUUAAAAUAGACGUUCAGUGUUUGGUUCAAGGAGAUGUAGUGUUGGAGUGUUCACAUUUGGAACCAGAACAAGAAAGGGAAGUUAUGAUGUUUCGUAUUAUGUUCAAUACAGCGUUUAUUCGAUCAAACAUACUGAUGCUAACCUCUGAAAAUUUGGACAUUCUUUGGGAUUCAAAGGAGCGUUAUCCAAAAGGCUUUCGAGCUGAGGUUCUGUUUGGAGAGAUGGAAAGCAUCUCCCCUCCAAGGGCUCCAACCACAAUUUUGAAUGGUGAAGAGAAAGGUGGAUUACCAAUUGAAGCUUUUUCCAGGGUUCAAGAACUUUUUAGUGGUGUUGAGUGGAUUGAUAACAAUGAUGAUGCUGCCUUGUGGCUACUCAAGAAUCUUUCUGCCUUGAGUGAUGUGAAGGAAUUGUCAAGAUUGCAAAAUAAAACAAGUUCAUACUCCUCACCAGUGGAUUCUGAAGAGGAAAAUAAUACAUCUAGCACUGCCGAUAGUUUAGAUGAAGUAUUUGAUACUAUUACAAGGCCUGUGGUUGAUUCAACUUCUACCAAUUUUACAAUUCCAGCUACGGUACAUUCUUCUGAAUUAUUGUCCGACAAGAUUGGUGCUAAUGAAGUGAAUAUUUCAUCAGAGUCUCCUCAACUUUUUGAUGAAUUUCAAGAUGAGAUAUCUUCGAAUAAAGAACCUCCAUUAACUUCUUUUGGCUCCUCAAUCCCUCCUAUAAGUUCUUCUUUGAUGUCAUCGCCACUGUUGCCUCCAUCUAAUCUACCAUCAACUAAUGCUAGUGGGGAACUUGUCUCAAAUAAAAUGACACCCACUGUUGAAGUAAUUCCUCCUCCACCACCACCGCCGCCGCCACCUUUUUCCCUGUCUCAUAAUGAACCUCAUGUAGAAACUUCCAUCAGUUCAAAUUUGACUACCAUAACAAUGCAUGGGAGACCCCCUCCACCACCUCCACCUCCACCUCCACCUCAAUAUACUACUGGUACCAAUCCUGUUGAAGCCUCUUUGACUCAUUCACUGUCGCUUGUUCCUAAAACUUCGGGUGCUCCUCCACCCCCACCUCCCCCUCCUCCUCCCCCUCCACAAGUUGUUGGUCCACCUCCACCUAUUUCUAAUUCCUCCAGUUCUCCACUUCCUCCUCCACCUCCGCCUCCAGUUCCAAAAUCUUUUGGUACUCCUCCACCUCCACCUCCACCUCCGCCUCCGCUUCUAAAAUCUUCUAGCGCUCCUCCACCUCCACCUCCACCUCCCCCUCCUCUUCUAAAAUCUUCUAGUGCUCCUCCACCUUCACCUCCACCUCCACCUCCACCUCCGCCUCCGCUUCUAAAAUCUUCUAGCGCUCCUCCACCUCCACCUCCACCUCCCCCUCCUCUUCUAAAAUCUUCUAGUGCUCCUCCACCUUCACCUCCACCUCCACCUCCACCUCCGCCUCCGCUUCUAAAAUCUUCUAGCGCUCCUCCACCUCCACCUCCACCUCCCCCUCCUCUUCUAAAAUCUUCUAGUGCUCCUCCACCUUCACCUCCACCUCCACCUCCACCUCCGCCUCCGCUUCUAAAAUCUUCUAGCGCUCCUCCACCUCCACCUCCACCUCCCCCUCCUCUUCUAAAAUCUUCUAGUGCUCCUCCACCUUCACCUCCACCUCCACCUCCACCUCCGCCUCCGCUUCUAAAAUCUUCUAGCGCUCCUCCACCUCCACCUCCACCUCCCCCUCCUCUUCUAAAAUCUUCUAGUGCUCCUCCACCUUCACCUCCACCUCCACCUCCACCUCCGCCUCCGCUUCUAAAAUCUUCUAGCGCUCCUCCACCUCCACCUCCACCUCCCCCUCCUCUUCUAAAAUCUUCUAGUGCUCCUCCACCUUCACCUCCACCUCCACCUCCCCCUCCUCUUCUAAAAUCUUCUAGUGCUCCUCCACCUUCACCUCCACCUCCACCUCCACCUCCGCCUCCAAUUCCAAAACUUUCUGUUGCUCCUCCACCUCCACCUCCACCUCCAAAACUUUCUGGUGCUCCUCCACCUCCGCCUCCACCUCCAAAACUUUCUGGUGCUCCUCCGCCUCCGCCUCCGCCUCCAAAGUUUUCUGGUGCUCCUCCGCCUCCGCCUCCGCCUCCAAAACUUUCUGGUGCUCCUCCGCCUCCGCCUCCGCCUCCUAAACUUUCUGGUGCUCCUCCACCUCCACCUCCACCUCCACAAUCAAAUCGCGGUGCACCGGUUCCACCUCCUCCACCACCAAGACCUCCCAGUGUUGAGCUACCAAGUCAUGGUACUAAACCAACUAGACCUCCUCCACCUCCUCCACCGGCAAAGUCCUCUAAUGCUCACCCUCCGUCAAGUCAUGGUGCUACACCAAUGCCACCCCCUCCCCCCGGAUCAAGAGGGCCAAAUGUACCACCACCACCUCCUCCUUCUGUUGGAAGAGGCAAAGCUUCUCUAGGGUCAACAACUCAAGGAAGAGGCCGUCUUGCUACUGGAGUUGUAAAUGCUCCAAAAAAAACCACUUUAAAACCAUUGCACUGGGUAAAAGUUACUCGAGCAAUGCAAGGCAGUUUGUGGGCUGAUUCACAAAAGCAGGAAAAUCAAUCAAGGGCCCCAGAAAUAGACAUCUCUGAACUUGAAAGUCUAUUCUCAGCAGCCUCUGCUUCUGAUGGGAGUGGUAGUAAAGGUGGAGGACGACGUGGUUCCAAUAUCAACAAACCGGAAAAAGUGCAACUGAUUGACCUGCGAAGAGCAUAUAACUGUGAAAUAAUGCUCUCAAAAAUAAAGAUUCCCUUACCGGAUAUGAUAAAUUCAGUUCUUGCAUUGGAUUCUUCUGCUCUUGAUAUUGACCAGGUUGAGAAUCUCAUCAAGUUUUGUCCUACCAGGGAAGAGAUGGAAACGUUGAAGAAUUAUACAGGUGACAGACAAAUGCUAGGAAAGUGCGAGCAGUUUUUUCUUGAGCUAAUGAAGGUCCCACGAAUAGAGUCCAAGUUACGAGUGUUUGCUUUCAAAAUAACCUUUUCUAGUCAGGUGAAUGAUUUGAGAUACAACUUGAACACAAUAAAUGAUGCUACAAGAGAGCAACAGGUCAAAGAAUCUGCAAAAUUGCGUCAGAUAAUGCAAACAAUUCUGACACUGGGAAAUGCGUUAAACCAGGGCACUGCUCGAGGCUCUGCUAUAGGUUUUAAGUUGGACAGCCUCCUUAAAUUGUCUGACACUCGGGCAAGAAACAACAAAAUGACUUUGAUGCAUUAUUUGUGUAAGCUCAUUGCAGAAAAAAUGGCGGAAUUACUUGAUUUUGACAAGGACCUUGUUCAUUUAGAAGCUGCCUCUAAGAUUCAAUUGAAAGCAUUGGCUGAGGAAAUGCAAGCAGUGAGUAAAGGUCUUGAAAAGAUGGAGCAAGAGCUAACUGCUUCAGAAAAUGACGGUGCUAUCUCUAUUGGUUUCCAGAAGGUGCUGAAGAUUUUUCUUGAUACGGCUGAAGCUGAAGUAAGGGCACUUAUUUCCUUAUAUUCUGAAGUGGGGAGAAACGCAGAUUCGCUAUCCCAGUACUUCGGCGAGGAUCCAGCUCGGUGCCCCUUUGAGCAAGUGACUCAAAUUUUGAUAGUCUUUGUUAAGAUGUUCAAGAAGUCUCGAGAAGAAAACGAAAGACAGGCUGAUGCUGAAAAGAGAAAAAUAGAGAAGGAAGCCAUGAAAGAACGAAGUUCGGUUAAGGCAAAGUGAGACCAUAUUAUGUUUUUAGUAGAAGGUAGUGCCAGACAAGCCUAAUUGGUUAAUUCGGUCGAAUACCUGAAGAGGUGCGAAUGUGAAAAUCAGAUCAUAGACUUCCUUCACGCUGAGCACAAGGCAAUUUUGUUCCCAGGUUGGCUCUUCGCCCUCCUGCGCUGCCAUUUCUUUCAUCAAUAUUGUGCUUUGUAAAUACGUAGCGAAUACCGACUCAUGGAGUGGUUGCCUUUUUGACAACGAGGUUAGAGCUCUGUUGAUCUCAGCUUGACAUUGUCAUUAUGGUAACAAAACUUCUCAGAUAGCAACAUAUGGAUAUAUAUCAAUUGUUGAAGAUAGUUAAAAUAGGGCUAUGACCUUUGUAUAGGUAGAUAUCAUUGCUAUAUUUUGGUAGUUUUCUUGACUCAUGGUGGCUUUUGCUGCACAUUUAUUGUAAAGAAAAUGUUACAAUUUCUAGUUAAAAUGGUGUUUCAUUAGUUCA